AUGGAGAAGAACACCAGCUCCGGCGUUGAGCACGUUGAGACAAGCACGCCUGUUGCUGGCCCCCACGAUGAGGCGAUAAUCGAGGGCAAGACGCUCGAGCAAGCAGCAGAACAAGGCACCAUUGACGAGAUGGAUCUCGAUGUUCGUGCUGCUAUCAAAGCCUAUCCAGCCGCCAUUCUUUGGUCCCUGGUCUUCUCGACCUGUGUCAUUAUGGAAGGAUACGACACCAACCUCUUGUCAAACUUCUUUGCAUAUCCAUCUUUCCUGAUUAGAUAUGGUAACUUUGUGGGCGUAACACCGUCAACCCCCGUCGGAUACCAAUUGACUGCUGCGUGGCAAGCGGGCCUCUCGCAAUCCGGUGGCGUCGGCUCCAUCAUCGGAUGUAUUGUUAGCGGCUACCUGGUCUCCAAAUUCGGCUCUAAACCUGUUGUCCUGGGUGCUCUUAUUGCCUUGUCGCUCGCUGUUUUCGUCGUCUUCUUCGCGCCGACCCUCACUGUCCUUGUCGUCGGUGAGAUUCUUUGCGGCCUCCCUUGGGGUGUUCUGGCCACCACUGCUCCAGCUUACGCAUCUGAGGUCCUCCCAACGGCUCUGCGCACCUACAUGACGUCGUAUACUAACAUGUGCUUCAUUCUCGGCCAACUCAUCUCUGCCGGUAUUUUAAAGGGCCUUUCUACUCGCACUGAUGAGUGGGGUUACAAGAUUCCAUUCGCUAUCCAAUGGGUCUGGCCAGUUUUCCUUAUCCCACUUGUUUACAUGGCUCCAGAGUCUCCAUGGUACCUUGUCAGAGUGGGCCGCAUCGAAGAAGCGGAGAAAUCUCUGCGCCGCCUCCAAUCUUCAACGGCCACCAACAUCGAUCCAGGCAAGACGCUCGCUGCUAUCAUUUAUACCAACAACCUCGAACAGCAGCUUUCUGUCGGAACCAGCUACUGGGAUUGCUUUAAGGGCUUCGAGCUUCGCCGUACCGAAAUUUCUUGUCUCGUCUUUGCUGGUCAGAUCCUUUGCGGCAUGAGCUUCGCAUACAAUAGCUCUUACUUCUUCUCUCAAGUUGGCCUCGGUACUAGCGCUACUUAUUCUCUGUCCCUCGGCGGGACUGGCCUUGCGCUUGUUGGCUGUUUUAUUAACUGGUUCGGCCUGAUGCCAUACUUCGGUCGCCGUACGAUCUACGUAGCCGGAUUAGGUGGUAUGUGCUUCGUCCUGAUUCUUAUCGGUAUUCUCAAUGUCUGGACGGCGAAACCAUCGGUAGGAAUGGCCCAAGCCGUUCUCACCUUGCUCUGGACUUUUACCUUUCAACUCUCCGUAGGCCAGCUCGGAUGGGCCCUCCCUGCUGAAAUGGGCUCCACCCGCCUCCGGCAAAAAACUAUCUGCCUUGCUCGUGAUGCCUCAAACAUCACUGGAGUUGUUGUUGGAACUCUUCAACAAUACUUCAUGAACCCUCAAGCCUGGAAUCUCAAAGGCUACACGGGAUUCGUGUGGGGCGGAACUUGCUUUCUGAUGUUCGUGUGGGCUUACUUCCGUCUUCCUGAGACUUGGAACAGAUCUUACCACGAGAUUGAUAUUCUUUUUGCUAAGAAAGUCCCGGCUAGAAAGUUUGCCAGUACUGUUGUUGAUGCCUUCAAUGAGCAUGCCACCGCCAAACUUGUGGAAGAGUAUGGUAACAAUGCCUCGAACCAUGUGUAG
Messenger RNA from Venustampulla echinocandica, 1677 nucleotides. RefSeq lists its product as uncharacterized. Gene Ontology annotation, biological process: transmembrane transport; carbohydrate transport. Gene Ontology annotation, molecular function: carbohydrate:proton symporter activity. The record is from RefSeq and is a predicted model, not a curated record. The transcript has 2 exons. Gene Ontology annotation, cellular component: membrane. Lineage: Eukaryota; Fungi; Ascomycota; Leotiomycetes; Helotiales; Pleuroascaceae. Bases 1 to 1677 code for a protein of 558 amino acids.